Messenger RNA from Chara braunii, 1259 nucleotides. The record is from the annotation of a GenBank genome assembly. Lineage: Eukaryota; Viridiplantae; Streptophyta; Charophyceae; Charales; Characeae.
AAGAGAGUGAGUGUUCCUGCCGAGGAGCGUGAUGGCAUCUACGCGACAACUGCCGCAACCAGGUGAAGGUGGUAACGGGCAGAGGAAUCCGCCGCAAUGCUAUUCAUGUAAGGAAUACGGGCAUUAUGCCCGCGACUGUGGCCUCCAUUGGAAAGAGGAGAAAGAAAAGGCGGACAGGAGGCGACAACUAGCACCUGAAGCGGAAUCCAGUGAUCGGGCGGCUACUUAUGUGCCGCCGCGAGCUCGAUCAACGUCACCACGACGAAAUCGAGGGGAAGCUUCCAGGAGAUCGCCAUCCACGAAGCGCUAUGCCAGACGUCCAGAGAGUGCUCAAGACCCUGCAACUGACCUGGUGGCGAUGCUACUUGCUGAAGAAGAAGCCAAGAAUCAGAAGCGCUUGGAAAAGGAAGAGCGUAAGAAGAAAACGCAGGAAGAGUUGGAGAAAGCUGCGAGAGAAGAGAGACGGCGGGAAAGGAAGAAACAUGAGCAAGAGGUGAAUGAUCAACGUAUUGCGCGUAUCAUCAACCUUCAAAUGUCGCGAAGAUGGGGUGCCAUAAGACAGGAGCAGGAGGUAGAAGGCCGCCGCGAACGCCAACGAAAGACGAGAACCAUGAAACGGAAGUUGCGCCAGAGGAUCGCCUCCAACGAUCUGGAUACCGAAGAUGAAGUAGUAGCGCUUAGCGCCAGCACCGAGCGUAUUGACUUGAGUUCCGAAUCGGAGGAAGAGAGGGUGGCAACCACCCCGGGCAUUAUGCCUCUCACAAAUUCCGCGCGGAGGAUGUACGGCGUGGGGAAGACAUGCGGCCGGCCGCAGAAGACAUGCGGCCGACCGCGGAAGACUCUGGGAGUCAGACCACGCAACCUGAGUCAAGAGAUUGUCCCGGGAUCGGGACCGGACGCCAGGGAACGCUACAUCAAGGAGACAAAGGACUUUCUGUUUUCAUUGGAUUACAAGGAAAUGAAGGAUAUAUGCAAGCGCGAACAAGUUUCGUAUAUACGGAAGAAUCAGGCUAUCGCUGAUAUCGCUGAGCGCCGUGCUGCUAAGAAGUUCGAGAAGAACCGCCUCAUUACAACCGGGCAGAAGGCGCAACCGGAACCAUCUACGGACAACGGAACAGAUCCGUCGACCUCAUCUUCAGAAGUUUCGGAAGAUGAUAGCGAUAGCGGGGCGUGAAGUGCCUGUUCUACUCAACAGUUGUGGACUAUCUGUCGUGACUUGAUUUGCAAACGGAGAGUUUUGGGAGUAAUUGAUCAUGAGU